ACAGUUUUUGAAAGGAUAUCUCACCAGAGGGCUCACGUUAGUGAGAGGCUGGGGAAGAAUCCGGACAAGGCACCCCAGGGCUGGGUACGACCCCAGGCUAGCCAAGUGGCAUCCUCUAACCAUGAACCCCGGUAGCAAACCGGCCGGGGUGGGAGCCAAGCGCCAAUGCGGCCAUUAGUGGUCUUGGACGAGGAGGAAGUUCAGAGUCAAGCCAGGGUCCCGGCGGCGCAGCGUCUGGGACCACAAGUGCCGGAAGCUGGCGAGUUCCAGGAUCUGAGACAACAGAUCCAGGAGAUGCAGAGGAAGAUAAACAGGGGACGAGUGUUCACUACCCGGACGAAUACUCUGCUCGCCCCUGAGAUCUUUGCAGAACCGUAUCCUCAGGGGUUCAAAGUGCCGUUUGUCAAGCGUUAUGAUGGAGAAUCGGAUCCCCAAGAACACAUAAAUAGCUAUGUCCAGGUGAUGAUCGCCGUUGAUACCAGUGAUGCGUUGAUGUGCAGAUGUUUCUUGCAGACGGUCGAUAGCAAGGUUGCGGAUUGGGUGAAUCACAUUCUAGCCGGAUCAAUCCGGACUUGGGAUGAGUUGGGAUUGCGGUUCCUAGAGCAUUUUGCAGGGAACUGCCGUCCCAAAAAGCAUUUUACCCACUUGGCCUCAGUACGGCAGAAGCACGGGGAGUCCUUGAAGAACUUCCUCGUCAGAUGGAGAACAGAAUCCAUGGAGGUUGAAGGAAUCGACGAUAAAUCUAGGUUAGCCAUGUUCACGGCGGAACUGCAAGAUGGUCUCCUUCAUACCGAUCUCACAACUCAUCCCCCAGAUACCUUUGAGGAAUCAAUGGUUCGGGCCGGAAGGUAUGUGACCCUGGAGGAGAAGAAGGAGGAGAAGAAAGAGAAGACUCCCAAGGAAGAAGAGAAGGCGGGAAACAAGAAGCCCUUCAAGAACAAGAAGCAGGGCUUCCCAGAUGGCCCGAAGGGCACGAACCCUGGGACCUCGGAGAAGCACAAAUCUGCUAAUCCAGUGUUUACAUUACCGGUGGCUGUGGUCAUGGCCCACACUGCACAGCAGGGACUAAUGACAUAUCCAACCUAUUCCCAGAAGGUCUGCAAUGUGGAGGAAACUGGGAAAUGGUGCGCUUACCAUCGCAAGAAUGAUCACAACACGAAAGACUCUUAUACCUUGAAGAAUGAGAUGGCCAGAAUGGGAAGCGUAGAAAAGGGCAGGUGGCCCCAGGAGAAACGCCACAUCGGACUUGAAGAUGAAGAGGAAGAUUCAGAACCCGCUCCACACCGACAGAAGAGGCACCAUGGGUGUAAUUACAUCAUUGGUGGAAACAUUGGUGGAGAUUCGGCCACAACUCGAAAAAUGUGGGCUAGUGCGGCGAUGGUCAAUAAGGUGGCGGCCCCCGCCCAACCGGAAGGUAAGAAGCUAAAAACUGAGCCGAUUGUAUUUUCUAAUGCUGAUUUGCCAGAAAUGGGGGUCCCCCAUAGGGACGCUCUAGUGAUUACGAUCGAUAUAAUGGACUUGCUGAUCCACAAGACUUUGGUGGAUACGGGAAGUUCCGUUAACGUCAUGUACAUGGAUACUUACAAGGCUCUUGGUUUGAUGAGACAUGAGUUAUUGCCCAUUAAGACUCCUCUGACCGGGUUUACGGGCCACUCUAUUGAACCGGAGGGGGUGAUAACCCUGCCGGUCGAGGUAGGAGAUACUAAGGCCACCCGGAAAUUGGACAUGGAGUUCGUUGUAGUGGGAAUAGUCUCCAACACCAAUGUGAUUCUGGGAAGACCCAGAUUAGAAGAUUUGGAGUGUGUCAUCUCACCUCGUUACCUAUGCAUAAAGUUCCCAACCCCUCGUGGAAUUGGAGUCGCCAGGGGAUCCCAGAGGGUAUCCCGAGCGUGGUAUUUGAAGGCAACUAAACAACCUAUCAAAUACGACACCCAGGAUGCUAAACCGGUGAAGCAGAAGCGGAGGCAUCUGUCGCAAGAAAGGAGAGACUUCGUGAAGAAGGAGGUGACAACCUUGCAGAGUAUUGGACACAUCCGGGAGACUGCGCUAUCAGUUACUGUGAUUGUAAGAGAUGAGAACGGGGCCCAGCAUCCGGUCUAUUAUGUCAGUAAGACCUUGAGAGAUGCAGAGCUGAGGUAUUCCCACCCAGAAAAAGCCAUGUUAGCGGUCUUCUGGACGGCGAAGAGAUUAACCCCGUACUUUCAAGCUCACCGGAUUGUGGUACUCACCAAUGAGCCCUUGGCAUCACUUACGCGAAGCCCAGCGGAAUCCGCCCGAAUGACCAAGUGGGCGGUAUUCAUCAGUCAGUACAAUGUGGAGUUCAGGCCGCGUCCAUCAAUCAAAGGGCAGACACUCGCCGACUUUCAGGUUGAGUGCACGGCCAGGGAGAUGACAAGAGCCCGGGUUGACACCCGAGUAGAAGACGACUGGUGGGUGAUGAGCAUCGACAGAUCUUCCGGGUCCCGAUCCUGUGGAGCAGGUAUUGUCUUGAUCACUCCGGAAAAUUUCCGGAUAUAUUACGCUAUCAGAUUUCAGUUCCGCGUGUCCAACAAUGAAGCCGAAUAUGAGGCCCUAAUUAAUGGACUGAAGAUUCUUGGCAAGCUGGGGGCGUCCAGGGUCCAGGUAUACAGCGACUCCCGUUUGGUUGUGGGACAAAUCAGUGGGGAGUUCGAAGCAAAGGAAGAGAGGAUGAAGAGAUAUCGGGACUUGUCUUUGGAAGUGUUGGGAAAAUUCGAGUAUAAGCUGGAGCACAUACCCAGAGCAUACAAUGCGGAAGCUGAUGUUUUGUCCAAGCUUAGCGCUGAAUCGCCAGAAUAUAUAAGCAAGUUAGCAACUGUGGAGGUGUUGGCAACCCCGAGUCUCAACAUUUGUGAAGUGCUUUGGGUAUCAGCCGACCCCCCGAAGUGGUUGGACAGGUUGGCUAGAUACAUUGAGGACGGGGUGGCCCCCGAAGACCCCCAAGAAGCUCGGUUGUUGCGAAUGAGAGCACCCACCUACAAAGUGAUGGAGGGAAUCCUUUAUAAGAGGUGGGGGAUCGAUAUCGUGGGUGCCCUGCCGAAAGGAAUUGGACAGGCAAGGUGGAUAGUGGUGGCCAUAGACUAUUUCACCAAAUGGGUAGAGGCUGAGCCACUUGCUGGGAUCACAGGGAAGCAAAUGAUUGACUUCGUGGGAACCAAUAUACUUUGUAGGUUUGGGGUCCCGAAGCAGAUCAUAUCCGACAACGGAACUCAGUUUGAAGAAGCGGAGUUCCAAGACUUCCUCAAAACCUGGGGAAUUCAGCAUACGAAGGUAUCUGUAGCCUAUCCCCAGGCUAACGGUCAGGUGGAGAACGUCAACAGGACGAUUAUAAGCGGGAUAAAAAAGAAGUUGCUGUCGGAAAGAAGCAAAUGGGUGGAUGAACUACCCAGAGUCCUAUGGACAUACAGGACCACUCCAAGAAGGGCCACGGGUGACACUCCUUUUGGCCUGGCUUAUGGGUUUGAAGCCCGGGCACCAGCUGAGACGGUGAUCCCAACCAGGAGGGAAAUGACAUAUGACCGGGAAGUGAACGAACAGAAUCAAGCCGUUGAGCUUAAUUUCUUAAAUGAAAGAAGGGAUAAAGCGCGAAUCCGGGCAGAGAAAUACCGUCGCCAGGUGAAAUCUUACUUUGAAAGUAGGGUGAAACCGAGGGCGUUCCAGGUGGGGGAUUACGUCCUAAGAAAGCGAGAAAAGAGUCAACAGACUAAGGGCGGAAAGUUGGCCAAAAAGUUUACAGGGAGGUAGAAAAGUUUAUGCCACCUACUAAAGAUAGGGGAGGUAG
Messenger RNA from Cuscuta campestris, 3799 nucleotides. Lineage: Eukaryota; Viridiplantae; Streptophyta; Magnoliopsida; Solanales; Convolvulaceae. The record is from the annotation of a GenBank genome assembly.